Messenger RNA from Hypanus sabinus (Atlantic stingray), 2410 nucleotides. Its product is annotated as zinc finger protein 226-like. The record is from RefSeq and is a predicted model, not a curated record. Lineage: Eukaryota; Metazoa; Chordata; Chondrichthyes; Myliobatiformes; Dasyatidae. The coding region runs from base 444 to 1802 and encodes 452 amino acids. The transcript is spliced from 2 exons.
CAGGUGUCAGGGCUGCGGAAGUUCUCUACUAUUGCGCAUGCGCGCAGUACACAAAGGCCUCAGAAGGAUCGUAAAAGGUUAAAAAUGACAAGGAAUUUGUCUAUGGGAAUUCAAGCACAACACACCAGUUUUGCUAGCGCAGUCUAGAUAUUGAAGAAGUGGAACAAGGGAUUCACUCAGUCAGCUGACCAACUGGCAUGCUCGCCAUUUUACACAGAGGAAAGGCCGUUCACCUACUCAGACAGAGGGAGUGGAUACACUCAGUCAUCUGAACUGAAGGUACAUCAGCAAGUUCACACUGGGACAAGACCAUUCAUCUGUUCUGUGCGGGAGAAGGGAUUCAUUCGGUUUUCCCACCUGUGGACACAUCAGUCAGUUCACACUGGGCAGAGGCUGGUCAUCUGCUGAAUUGUGGUGAAGGGUUCACUCGGUCAUCUGACCCAAUGGCUCACCAGCGAGUUCACACUGGGGAGAGGCCAUUCACCUGCUCAGAUUGUGGGAAAGGAUUCAUUCAGUUAUACCACCUACAGACUCACCAGCGAGUUCACACUGGGGAGCGGCCAUUCACCUGCUCAGACUGUGGGAAAGGAUUCACUCAGUUAUCCAACCUACGGACUCACCAGCGAGUUCACACUGGGGAGCGGCCAUUCACCUGCUCAGACUGUGGGAAAGGAUUCACUCAGUUAUCCGCACUACAGAAACACCAGCGAGUUCACACUGGAAAGAGGCCGUUCACCUGCUCAGACUGUGGGAAGGUAUUCACUCAGUUAUACCGCCUACAGAGUCACCAGCAAGUUCACACUGCAAAGAGACUGUUCACCUGCCCAGACUGUGGGAGGGGAUUCACUUGCUCAUCCAACCUACAGACUCACCUGCGAGUUCACACUGGAGAGAGGCCAUUCACCUGCUCAGACUGUGGGAAAGGAUUCAUUCACAUAUCCCACCUACGGACUCACCAGCGAGUUCACACUGGGGAGAGGCCAUUUACCUGCUCAGACUGUGGGAAAGGAUUCACUCGGUUAUCCAACCUACAGAGUCACCAGCGAGUUCACACUGGGGAGAGGCCAUUUACCUGCUCAGAUUGUGGGAAAGGAUUCACUCAGUUAUCCAACCUACAGAGUCACAAGCGAGUUCACACUGGAGAGAAGCCAUUCACCUGCUCAGAAUGUGGGAAGGUAUUCACUCAGUUAUACAGCCUCCAGAGUCACCAGCGAGGUCACGCUGGAGAGAAGCCAUUCACCUGCUCAGACUGUGGGAAGGUAUUCACUUGCUCAUCCAACCUGCAUAGUCGCCAGCGAGUUCACACUGGGGUGAGGCCAUUCACUUGCUCAGAAUGUGGGAAGGGAUUCACUCGAUCAACUGAUCUGCUGGCACACCAACGAGUUCACACUGGGGAGAGGCCAUUCACUUGCUCAGAAUGUGGGAAGGGAUUCAGUUGGUCAUCAUAUCUGCUGGCACACCGACGACUUCACACUGGGUCCAGGCCAUUCACUUGCUCAGAAUGUGGGAAGGGAUUUACUCAGACAUCCAACCUACGGACUCACCAGCGAGUUCACACUGGAGAGAGGCCGUACACCUGCUCAGACUGUGGGAAGGGAUUCGCUCGGUCAGCUGAUCUGAUGAGACACCAAGGAGUUCACACAGGGGAGAGGCCAUUCAGUUGCUCAGAAUGUGGGAAGGGAUUCACUUGCUCAUCCAAACUACAGAGGCACCAGAGAGUUCACACUGGGGAGAGGCCAUUUACCUGCUUAGAUUUUGGGAAGAGAUUCUCUCAGCCAUCUCCAACAAAUGUGCACCAUUGAGUUCACACUGUUGAGAAGCCAUGCACCUGCUGUGAAUGUGGGAAAGGACUCAUUCAGUAACCUAACCUUGUGACACACUACUGGGUUCACACUGGGGAGAAAGUUUUAAUAGGUUUCAUGCUGGAUAUUUGUCCACCAUUGUUGCUGAAUGAAAUUUUACAAGUGAUUGUUGGUGCUGAAUUCUGCAAUUAUUGCUGCUGCUCACGACACCCAGUUCUGCACCCUGGUCACUGGACAUGGGAGGAGUUUCUUCUGCUGCCUAUUCACCUUUAAUGGAACUGGCGUUUAAUAUUCUGUAUCCGAGACAAAUAAAUCAGUUCUAUUUUAAACUCUGUGCAGUGAAUUUUUAAUACACCUGGAGUACAGGAGAGAGUCAACUCAGGCCAGCUGGACCCUGCCGGUGAUUCUGUUCCAUGACAGUCCUUUUAAAUCCUCCCCUGAUGUUCACCUCUUGCUCUCCCUGCGGUGAUAGGCUGCAAACAGUCACCACUCUGUGGGUGAAGAGGUUUCCUUUGAAUUUUCUGCAGACUGAGAAGUCGAGCUGACAGCAGUUCUGUCUGAGAUGUUCUUCGACCCUCUAAUCUCUGGGCUGAGGAAGAAUGACAUUG